AUGGUGACUGGAGAUCCAUCAGUGACCAGUCCAAAAACGGCAGCUUCAGAUGAUGACGACUACACCGCUGCCAUGUCGCACCUAACAAUUGGACAGCAGAUCCAGGAGUUGUCCAAACAACUGCAGAACACCAAGGAGGAGCUGCACCAGCAGGUGCGAGACAAGCAUGGAGCACUUCUUCAGCAGGCCACGCAUGCAGGAAGAUUCGAUGCAGCCUUGAAUACGCUAGCGGAAGACGUUCAGCGGGUAAGGGAAACCGGGCAUCGGCUGAAGAGCCAGGUAGACACGCAGUAUCAGCAGGUGGAGAACCAAACACAGGUUCUGGGACGUCUCCAUGAUGUGAGUCACCUUCUGCGCUCUGCCGGAACACUGCUGACUCUCACGGCCAAACUAAAGGCCACUAAGGAUGUGCUGCGGCAAGCGGAGCUGCACUUUGAAUUGGGCCAACUAAUCGAGGACAAGGACCUGAAGGACAUCGAGUUUAUACAGCAGGAGAGAGCGUAUGUGAUCAGCUCGGGACAGAAGAUAAGAAACCUCACGCAGAUGCAGUUGGUCACUGGCCUCCAGGAACGAAAUCAAAAUCAAGUGGUUAAUGCCCUGAAGAUCUUCAUGAAUUUCAACACGCUGGAGAAAUCGCUGGACAACCUGCUUGCCACCUUCAUAGCGGACAUGGAGCAGUCGCUCAAGGAGUGCUUUGCCGGUAACGACAUUUCGGUGUUGAACAAGUCGCCCACGCACAAUGUAAGCAAGCCGACUGCCUCGAGAGGACCAGGCAAAACUCCCCAGCUUACCACCACGCAGAACUUUAGGGCCAAAUUCUGGAAGUCCCUGCACUGGCUGCUCUAUGAUGAACUCUGAACUUGCACGCAGAUCAAGCUGCUUAAGACUGCCCUAGAGCAGAUCAACCAAUUCGGUUAUACCUCGGAGUCCUCGGAUCAGUGCAUACCGCAGAGAUUUUGGCAGCAAGUCCAGCAACUGCUACGGAAGUCCUUUGAUGAGUGCCCACAGCACGUCACUCAGAUCCAGGAAGGCCUCUCCAAGCUCCUGACGUCGGCACGUGGCUUGGAGCAGCGUCUGAAUGGGGAAUUCCAGUUCGACAAUGAGCUGUUUGCCCCCCUAGAAGUGGGUUAUGUCAGCAAGUGUGCUGCUAACCUUAAAGCCUGUUUGGCCGGAGUAGAUCUACCUGGCAACGAGACUGUGGACAACUUUAUACGAGUGGCUUUCACUGAACUAAGCGCUGCCUUAAUCGAUUCCCGACUUACGAAUUCCAUUGCGAAUGUAUUUAUAGCUUGUGGCAAGGAAUUGUGUACCAAACUGGAGGCACAAAUCAAGCUGGGAGCCGAUUCAAAACAGGUUGUGGAUCUGCCUAACCUCCAGCAGCAACAGAACACACAGUUGGCCAAUGUCUUGUAUUAUUACAAGGAUUCAGUACGUCGCAUGCUGGGAGAUCUCCAGGUUCAGUUCGAGAAGACCCCAGGAAGUGCUAGGGAGAACAUUUCACGCUCACUGGAGCAAGCGGAUCUGCUAAUUGGCACCAUUCUGCAGCAGAUCAUGGAGUCGAUUAUUACAACAAUAAGCAUCAUCAUUAGUAUGCACCGUGAACCGGGACUCAACACUGACCGGUUGUCCACCACGGGUCCUUCGAUGUACAUGAAGGAGCUGCAGGAAUUCAUCAACCGUUCCUGGUCACAUCACAUUGCCCUCUUCGAUGACAAGCAGAUGACCACCAAGUGUGGUCACGAGCUGGCCAAGCGUUGCAUCGAGCUGUUCCUCCACAACCUGUGCAUCCUGCGUCCUCUAAGCUCAGCGGGGAGGCAGCGUCUGAAGCAGGAUUGUCAGCAUAUGGAACAUGCGCUAAAAGCCCUCUGUCUUAAUCUUGCUGAGCUUGGGAAGCCCUCGCGUCUGCUAAGAGCCAUGUCACUACUGAUCGUUCAAAUGCCGCAGGAGCUGGUGAAGCAGACAAUAGGAGAGGACUCCCUGGUGCCCAGUUAUAUUGUAUUACUGCUGCUCUUUGGACAUGCUGGAGCAGACCUACAGUCGCCGCAUACUACCGCCAACUGGUCGAAUGAGCGAUUGAUCGAAUGGCUGGAUGGUCACACGGCUGAACGGGAGAAGCUGGAGCUCAUCUCUGGUGCACUGCAGCGGUAUCGGGACAAUGCUAGGCGCAAAAAUAUCCAGCAGUAUGACGAGGUGUAUCCCAUGAUGGUGGAAUACUUUGAACAGGCCUUGAAUGCUAUUCCAUAAAAUAUAUUUUAACGUAUUUUAAAUAUGUA
Molecule: messenger RNA, 2273 nt
Organism: Drosophila serrata
Lineage: Eukaryota; Metazoa; Arthropoda; Insecta; Diptera; Drosophilidae
Product: conserved oligomeric Golgi complex subunit 5
Biological process (GO): intra-Golgi vesicle-mediated transport
Cellular component (GO): COG complex
Source: RefSeq, a predicted model, not a curated record